Myotis lucifugus (little brown bat) is the source of this 2844-nucleotide messenger RNA. RefSeq names its product von Willebrand factor A domain containing 3A (gene VWA3A). NCBI's taxonomy places the organism in Eukaryota, Metazoa, Chordata, Mammalia, Chiroptera, Vespertilionidae. The record is from RefSeq and is a predicted model, not a curated record. The transcript is spliced from 26 exons. Bases 1 to 2844 code for a protein of 947 amino acids.
AUGAAGAGGAACACGGACAGAGCUCCAAAGAAGCAGCUGAACCAGGAGGAUGGCAGUGGACUGGGCCAGGGUCCAGACAAUGGGCUACUGGUCACACACAUUAACCAGACGCAGGACUUACUGGGAGGUGGCUGUGGCUGGGUGACAGAGCUGACCUCGGGUGACGACUCUUUCUGGUGUUUUGACAGAAUGAUUGGGCUCUAUCAGCAGAGAAUCCAGUGGCUCUCGGAAAAUAGCAGAAAGGCGUUCGGCCUCAUCAAGGGGGCCCGCGUGGGCCUCCUCAUCGACGCGUCCGCCCUGGGCGGGGGCCCCCGGGGAGAAGCCUUCCAGCGCGACCUCACGAGCCUCAUUGAUGAGCAGCUGAGCCACAAGGAGAAGCUGUUCGUCCUGACCUUCGGCACCACCACCAGCGCCCUCUGGCCAGACCCCGUGGACGUCAGCGCCUCCAGCCUCCAGGAGCUCAGACUCUGGGUAAGGAAGCCGCAGCCGGAAGGAGGCAGCAAUCUGCUCCAAGCCCUGAGGAAAGCCUGCGCUCUCAAGGGGCUGACUUCUCUGGUGACCAUACUGGGAAGCUGCCCAGACCAGCCUCCUGAAAUCCUGUCUGACUACAUCCAACAGGCCACCCUGGGCAGGGGCCUCCACACCCACCUUGUCACCUACCAGUGCGAGGACCGGGUGCCCCCCGCUGUCCUGAAGAACCUCGCGGAAGCUGUUGGGGGCCACUACCACUGCUACACCCCAGAGUCGGAGAUCUGUGCCAGCCCCGACAUCGAGGAGCUGCUGGCGGAAAUGCAGAAGGCCCAGAGCCUCCUGAGCCACGUCCACGCCCUGCACCAGAGCGCCGCUUGCCCGGAGCUCAGCGGCCUGAUGAAGGAGAUUUCCACAGAGAUUGCCAAAGGGCCACUCAGAGAUCUCCUGCCUAAACCCCCAAAGCACGAAGCUCCCCUCACAAUUGAGUUCCCAAACUUGGACAAGACUUCUGCAGAAUGGCUCAAGGUCAAUGGCCUAAGAGCCAAGAAGCUGAGCCUUUACCAGGUCCUGGCGCCCAACGCGUUCGCUCCCAUUGAGGAAUUUGUGCCUAUUCUCCAGAAAACGGUGUCGUCAACUAUCCAUGAGAAGGCAAUGGUACAGCUUCAGUGGCACGACGGGACGGUGAGGAAUGUCCACGUGGACCUGCCCUUCCUCUAUGAGUACCAGAAACAGCUCAGCAGAGCCAUGCGGACGUAUGAGAGGCGGAUUGAGUGGCUCUCACUGGCCAGCAGGAGGAUCUGGGGCACCGUCUGCGAAAAAAGGCUGGUUGUACUGCUCGACCUCUCCGCGGCCAGUUCCACGUACAUUAUUCAUAUCCAGCACUCCCUGCGGCUCCUGCUGGAGGAGCAGCUGUCCAACAAGGAUGCCUUCAACGUCAUCGCGUUUGGGAGCACCGUCGAAAGCUGGAGGCCCGAGAUGGUGUCCAUGAGCCACGACAACUUACAAAGCGCCUGGCAGUGGGCCCUGACCCUGCAGUGUCGCGGCAGCAGGAAUGUCCUCAGCGCCCUGCGCAAGGCGGUGGAAGUGGACUUCAAGGACAAAGACAGACAACAGUCGCAGGGCAUCUACCUCUUCACAGGGGGCAUCCCCGACCAGGACAUGCCCACGCUCAGCGCCUACAUGGCUGAGGCCUGCGGGGGCUGCGACCUCCAGCUGAACGUGUGUCUUUUCUACGUGGGGGAGCCGCCGAUGGACACCACCCCACCUGCCUGCUACGCCAGCCGCACCGACACGGCCGCUGCCUACCGCGAGGUCACCCGGGCUGCUGGUGGCCGUUUCCACUGGUUUGGAGACACAGGCAUUUAUGAAAGUGACGACAUCAAUGCCAUCGUGUCUGAGAUGGAAAAGGCUCUCAACUACUCGCAAAAGUGUGCCCUCCUAGUGUCCUCCCUGAAGAACCAGUCCAGAAAAGACCUGGAGAGGGCAGCCCUCUUGAAAGAAAAGCCAAAGAUGCUCAAGCAAAGAAGCCAGCCUAAGAGACUCUAUCCUUCCGAGCCCACAGCCCCCUCGGCGGCCAGAAUGAGCAUCAGAGUUGGCCCUGCCAGAGAGAGCAGCCCCCCCGCGAAAGCUGUGACGUGGCGUCCGCUCAGUGGCAAGGCGGGCAUCCCACCAGCUGCAGCCCCGUCAGCCAAGGAGGAGCCUGGAGCCGGGAGGAGGAAGACCCACACGAGGGAAGCAGAGGCCGGAAGUAGCGAGGACUCGGUGUACAGAAAGCACCCUCAGGGAAGGGGCGCAAGGAGGACUGGCUCUUCUCUGGAGUUGCCCAGAAAGGACGCAAUCUGCUCAAGCCACGAGGUUAGGAGCCGCCGACUGUUCGGCACCAUUUUGGAGAAGAGAGUGUGCAUCCUGCUGGACACCUCGGGGUCCAUGGGCCCCGACCUGCCGCAGGUGAAGACAGAGCUGAUUCUGCUGAUCUGGGAGCAGCUGAGAAAGCACUGUGACAGGGCGGAGGGUAACUUCCUGAGGAACCUGGCCUCCCUCACUGGGGGGCGCUAUCACUGCCUUGUUGGUGAGGACCUGGUCUCCCACAUUCACCGCCUGCUCAAGAGCUUCCUGCAUGACCAGGGCUCCGUGCUGCCACUGUUUGAAGGGGAUGACUUAAGGAGACUGGCCCAGGAGGUCACCGCGGCUAGGAGCCUCCUCUGGCAAGCCCAGUCACUCAGGUCCCAGCUCCAGAAGAAAAACUAUGCGGAACCUAAGGUCGCUCUUUCUAGAAAACCCUUCUCGGAGCACAGCUCCAGUGGCAUCCGCUUCACUCUGAAGAUGUCCCUGGGACCCAGCAGGACUUGGGAGCCUCCAGCCUUCCUCCCGUAG